AUGUGGUGCUUACUAGAGAUAAAUAUAUUUUUACAUGGAAGGAGUGGUUCAGAAGUCAGCCUUAAGAUAAGGUCUGCCAUAAAGGCGAAGUUGGUAGAGCUUGGGACAUAUGUAGAUGAGGAAUUACCAGAUUACAUCAUGGUGCUGGUUGCCAAUAAGAAGACUAAAGACCAGAUGGAUGAUGAUUUAAGCCUUUUCCUGGGUCAUAACACUGAACGCUUCACCUCCUGGCUUCACCAUGUAUUACAGAAGUUAAAUGCUGCUGCACUUUUACAAGUCACAACAGCACAACAAGAAGAACCCAAAAAAAAAGAUGCUGAAGAAGAUAAGAGAAGAGAUAGAGAAGAAGAGAAGAAGCGAGAACGGGAUGAAGAGAAGAAAAGGGAAAAGGCUGAAGAAAUGAAAAAGAUAAGGGAUGAAGAGAAAAGGAAGGCAAAGGAAAAAGAGAAAGCAGAUAGAAAAAGAAAAUCAAGUGAGAGAAAAGUUGACAGAAAAGAAAAAAAAGUAAAAAAGUCAGACUCUCCGGAUUCUCAAGAAAAAUCAUCGAGGGAGAAAAAAAUUAAUGUCGAAUCAGUUAAAGCAACAAAGUCAAAAGAUACAGUUAAAGAAAAAGAAAGUAAAGAGAAGAUUAAAUUAUUGUCUUCAAAACAGGAACUGGUUUCUACGGAAAAGACUCUAGUUGCUGCAGUGUCAGAUACAUCUGCUAAUACAGAGAAACAUUCUAGAAAACUCAAGUCACAAGUACGAGGGAAAGUGUCAUGUGCCGACAUAUUUCGAGCUGAGGCAGCGGGAGGUGGAGACCAAUUAAUGGUUGAAGAAGAAGAAGAUAUAGAAGAUAUGUUAGUUCUUAGGGCAGAUAUUGAUGAAUUGGGUCUUGAAUUAGAGGAUGAACCAGCCCCAAAGAAAAGUAAAGUUGAACAGAGACAAAAGAUUUCACCUCCCAAGGUGGAAGGGCGAGAAGAAUCAAAGUCUGAUACAAAAAUUACAUCAAAGAUAGAGUCAAAACAGAAGGUAAAAUCUAAACUUGAACCUGUAACUGCUCGAGUGUCAGCCAAGGAGAGAUUAGGAAUGGUGGUGCUUCCAAAGUCUGAUCAGCCCAGGGAAAAGCCUUCUGUGUUGGAUCGACUUGGCACUGCACCCUCAAGUGGAAGACGUGUGAUUAAUUUGCGGGAAGAAUCCAGCUUUCCCCCUCGCCCAGAGUCAAAUAGUGGGGCCUGCAUUAGUAUGGCACGAGCUGUUUCAAGUGCAAUAACUUCUGCCCACAGAUCUGUAUGUGUGCUGCCCUCUUCCUCCAGCUCAUCAGGCAAAAAGUUAGAGGCACGUGUAAGACCUCUCAUGUCAAAACAAGUUGAAUCUAGUCAUGAUGGAUCAAGUCGGGAAUUGUCUACAAGAAAUGUGACCCAGAGUCGAGAAGAAUCCACCAGAGAGAGCUCAGGCCGUUCUGUCUCAGGACGAGUUGUUUCAGCAGUUGGAGCUGUUUUGAAGAGGCCACACAGUCAGGUGGAUUCUGAUGAGGAAGAAUAUGAUCCAAAAAAGCCUCAACUAAGUGGCAUGGCAAGCAAGGUGGAGAAUCUUCCAGAAGCAAAGUUUAUCAACAAUGGAUUUGGUAUGGAGGAAGUAGAAGAGGUAGAAGAGGAAGAAGUUGUUGAUGAAGGAAUGGAUGAAAACCAACCUGUCUUGCCUGCUGCAUCUCAGCCUAGAGUGCAUCCUCUUACUGGGGUAGAGAACACUAAGUUCAUUGUCACUCUGGAAGGUGUAGACACUGGGGUCUUUUCCGUAAAGGAUGAGCAUCUAGACAUUAGGUCUCGAUUGGGAACUCGACCUAUUCACAGUGAUAAUUUAGAGGUUGUAGAGGAAUAUAUUGAAGAGGUGGAGGAGUUGGAAGAAGAAGAGGAAGAAGAAGAAACACUUGCUGAAACAUUACCAGCAGUUGGACAUAUUGCAGGUGCUAAGUCUCAUCUCAAGAGUACAGUUUCUGUUUUGGAUGCUCCACAUGGAGGUGGCAACAAAGAGCGGUGCAAAUUCUGGCCAUUGUGCAAGGCUGGAGAUUCUUGUCCCUAUCAUCACCCUACUGUUACGUGCAAAUCCUUUCCAUCAUGCAAGUUUGGUGACAAAUGUCUCUACGUUCAUCCCAAUUGUUUAUUUGAUGGGGCAUGUACCCGCAUUGGCUGCCCGUACACUCAUGCCAGCUCCAGAAACUUGGUUCUUGCAUCAGUGUCCCAGAAGCACAAGAUUGUAGCGCAAAGUCGACCAUCAAAAAUCAAGUGCAAGUUUUUCCCAAAGUGUACCAACAUGUCUUGUUCUUUCUUUCACCCAAAAGCCUGUUUUUAUGGAAUAUCAUGCACACAAGCAAAUUGCCCUUACACUCAUCCAACAAUACCAAUGGGAGCCAAACUUAAAUGGAUUGCUCCAAAGGCUUCUGUAGCACCGGUUUCAACUUCUACUGCUCCUAAUGACAAAGCUAAGGAAAUUGAAAGACAGGAUAAAAGUUUACUGAAAGACUAGAAUUCACCCAGAUGUAUAUCUAGAGAAUUAAUGAUAUACUGUGUUACAUACAUAGUUGCCUCUCCACCCAGUGACACAGGAAACUCGGUAAUCAUAAUCAGUUGCAUUUAGCAAUUUAUGCAGGUACUGUACUCUGUAUAAUCUGUAGGUGUAAAAACAUUUUUAUUGAUUAUAUUAAUAUUUGCAUUUAUAUUUGACUGAAAACUCGUCCCACCCUUUUACCAUCUAAAUUUAGAAAGUAUUUUCUGUGAAUAUGUGUAAUUACAUUGGAAAAUUUUAUCUUGUGUGUUGCAAAACACAAAUUUGUAGCAAUAGCUUUGAGAGACAGUAUAGUUGCUAUAGUUGUUAUGCUAUAACUCACUCCAUGUAGCAUUUUGAAUCUCUCGUAAUUAAAAACUUUUUCCAUCCUAUUCUGUAAACUUGAUGUGGAUUUCUUAUGGAACUUAAUAACCAGUCAUUUAUGAUGCAUUACAGUUCUUGUUUAUGAUAGCACUGAUUAUGCAGCAAUGAUGUUAUGCCUGAAUAUACUGAUGGUACAAUAUCAUUCUGAAUAGAUUAUCAGGUCGAGUUUCACCUGUUUAGUGAUGUAUUGUAUAUUAAUGCAUACAAAUUCCUACACUUAUUGAACAGCCUUUUUUCUUUCAACCUUGACUUCCCAGUGAAUUAAUUAGCAGAAAUGUGCAGGUAUUGAUAUUUUGAAGAUUUUUUUGUCAACCUAUGUAAAAGUAGGAGAAAUUCUAGUUUUUGCAUUCCACUUAAUGUAUAUACCAUAUAUACUCUAGUAUAACCCAAGCUUGUAUAUAGGUCAAUACUGACCUUUGGCCCAAAAAUCCUUAAUUUUUCAGGUAUCUUAUGUUGAGGAACUUGAACCCUUUUACUCUCAUGUAGAUCUGUCUCUGAGGCCAGUGUCGCUUACAUAGCUCUGUCUUAAUCAUAGCGCUCUCAGAUAUGCUGUGAUAGGUAAAUGUUAGCCUAGACAAGAGAUAAUAGAUCUAUGUGGUGGGUGUUUACAGCAUAAAAAGAAAAAAAUGACCCAAACAGUGCAUGAUGGUAAUUUCUUGGUUGUUUCUUGGUGUCAUUUGAUAGACAGGUAAACAUAAUAGAGCAGUGGAGGUGAUUUUGGUAAGUUUCAGAUCGGAAGUGGAAUGAUUUGGAGAGCAUAUGAAUCUGUAGGGGAAGGAAGACGGGGUAGGGGUCGUCCUUGAAAAGGUUGGAGGGAGAGGGUAAAGGAGGCUUUGUGGGUGAGGGGCUUGGACUUCCAGCCAGCAUGCGUAAGCAUGUUAGAUAGGAGUGAAUGGAGAUGAAUUGUUUUUGGGACCUGAUGAGCUGUUGGAUUGUGAGCAGGGUAAUAUUUUGUGAAGGGAUUCAGGGAAACCAGUUAGCUGGACUUGAGUCCUGGAAAUGGAAAGUACAGUGCCUGCACUUUAAAGGAGAGGGGUUUGGGAUAUUGGCAGUUUGGAGGGACAUCUAAGCUGUUGUAUCUGAGUGCCUCUGCAAAGACAGUGAUUAUGUAUGAGUGAUGGUGAAAGUGUUGAAUGAUGAUGAAAGCAUUUUCUUUUUGGGGAUUUCCUUUCUUGUUGGGUCACUUUGCCUCGGUGGGAAACGGCCAGUGUGGUAAAAAAAAAAAAAAUUUGCUAAGGAAGGGUAAACCCUUUUCCCCCUGGUCUGUUUCAUGGGCUUUUACUAGGUCUUAAAUUAUUUGAAUGGCCUAAACUGUAACAGAUCACUCUUAGUUAUAUUUGUGUGGUGAUGAAUUCAGUUUUAUAUAGAGAGGCUGGGAGACAUGAUUAGCAAAUAGAGGAAAGGUUGCUUUAGUAGCUGGAAUGCCUACACUGUUUAUUUUAGAUUAUUUUUAAAUUGGAAUUUGUUGAGUUUUGUGAGAAAUUGGCUAAAUUACUGUUUUCUGGAUACUACUUUAUAAAGUAGUUCUAAUAGUUUAACUGGCAAUUUCUUGUGCUAAAUAAAGAGGGAUGGAAUUAGCCUAAAAUAGGCCUCAAAGUGGACAAAAGUGCAGUUGCGCAAAGGGCUCCCCAUCCUUCAACUUCGUACCUGCAAAAUUCCAUAAGUUUUCCAUCAAAUUUCAUUUUUUUUUUUUAUUUUUUUUUUUUUUUUUUUUAUUCUUCUUCUUUCAACAAACCGGCCAUAUCCCACUGAGGCAGGGUGGCCCAAAAAGAAAAACAAAAGUUUUUCUUUUUAAAUUUAGUAAUUUAUACAGGAGAAGGGGUUACUAGCCCCUUGCUCCUUGCAUUUUAGUUGCCUCUUACAACACGUAUGGCUUACGGAGGAAGAAUUCUGCUCCACUUCCCCAUGGAGAUAAGAGGAAAUAAACAAGAACAAGAACUUGAAAGAAAAUAGCAGAAAACCCAGAGGGGUGUGUGUAGUAUAUAUAUGCUUGUACAUGUACGUGUAGUGUGACCUAAGUGUAAGUAGAAGUAGCAAGACGUACCUGAAAUCUUGCAUGUUUAUGAGACAGAAAAAAGGAUACCAGCAAUCCUACCAUCAUGUAAAACAAUUACAGGCUUUCAUUUUACACUUGCUUGGAAGGACAGUAGUAUCUCCCUGGGGAAUUGAUAUCUACCAACCUACUACUAUAAAAAAAUAGAAAUAUUCAGCCCAAAUAUUUGAUAACCAUAAUAACAGAGGAGCACUGCCAUAGGUCUAGUGCUCAUGCUAUUCAGGUCUAUCUUAAACCCAGCCAUUACAUAACAUACUGUAAGAAGAGGAGCACUGCAGUAGGCCUAUUGUCUCAUGUUAGACAGGUCAUACUCACCCAGAAAUUGCUUAACAUAAGAUAAGAGGAACUCUGCAGCAGGCCUCCUGACAGAUGCUAGGCACACCCCACUCAUAGCCAACUACAGUGGAACCUCUACUUGUGAGCACAUCCAUGUGCGAGUUUUUCAAAAUACGAACAGUCGAUGGGUCGAUUUUUUGUUUCCAUAUGCGAGCAAAAUUUCCAUAAGUGAGCAGACCUCAAGGCAGGUUCCUUGACGCUGGUGAGGGGAUCUUGCUCUUGAUCUAGGGAAUUGUAUCUCAUUUGUUUGUUGGACUAUCUUAUUGAAACUUGGGCAGUGUAUGAUGGAAAGAUGCUUCUUAAUGUAUACCAAAAAUGAAAAAAAAUCUAAGCAUAAAUAAUGGAGUUCACUUCUCAGCAAUUAGCCACCCCUUAGCGGUAUUUUCGUAUGGUUUUUAUGGUUGUAUUCUUGUUUUUUUGGUCUCUUUUGAUAGAAUGGAAGAUCUUUUCUUUCUUUCAACACACCGGCCGUAUCCCACCAAGGCGGGGUGGCCCAAAAGGAAAAACGAAAGUUUCUCCUUUUACAUUUAGUAAUAUAUACAGGAGAAGGGGUUACUAGCCCCUUGCUCCCGGCAUUUUAGUCGCCUCUUAUGACACGCAUGGCUUACGGAGGAAGAAUUCUGUUCCAUUUCCCCAUGGAGAGGAAUGGAAGAUAUAUUUUCGGAAAUAGAUAUGAUUUUGAUUGCUUUCACGAUGAAAAGUACCUUGAAAUUGAGCUCAACAUAGGAGAAAUGUUCGAUUGUUUUGGCUAUGUUCAAGAGUAAACAAAUGUCCAUUCCAAUAUGCAGUAGUGAAUGGGUUGACAUUAUUUAUACAAUUAUUGCAAUAUGGCAUAACAGUAAAUCUUAUAUUUUUUGUGUGAAUAAAAGUUACAAAUUAUUUAUAUUGUAAUAAUAAUAAUAAUAAUAAUAACGUAGUAUGUAUAAUAUGUUUUAGGUAGUAGGUUGGUAGACAGCAACCGCCCAGGGAGGUACUACCAUCUUGCCAAGUGAGUGUAAAACGAGAGCCUGUAAUUGUUUUACAUGAUGGUAGGUUUGGUGGUGUCCCUUUUUCUGUCUCAUAAACAUGCAAGAUUUCAGGUACAUCUUGCUACUUCUAAUUGCACUUAGGUCACACUACACAUACAUGUAUACAUACCCCUCUGGGUUUUCUUCUAUUUUCUUUCUAGUUCUUGUUCUUGUUUAUUUCCUCUUAUCUCCAUGGGAAAGUGGAACAGAAUUCUUCCUCCUCCAUAAGCCAUGCGUGUCAUAAGAGGCGACUAAAAUGCCGGGAGCAAGGGGCUAGUAGCCCCUUUUCCUGUAUAUAUUACUAAAUUUAAAAGGAGAAACUUUCAUUUUUCCUUCUGGGCCACACCACCUCAGUGGGAUACAGCUGGUGCGUUGAAAGAAAGAAAGAUGUAUAAUAUGUAUAAUAAUAAUAGUACAUAUAAUAAUAUAAUAUAAUAAUAAUAAUAAUAUAAUAUGUAUAAUAAUAAUAAUACAUAUAUAAUAAUAAUGUACAACAUAAUAAUAAUUAUAAUAAUAGAUGGCUUUAAAGGGCCGUCACUAGAUUGCAGUGUUUACCACAACAUAGAGGGAGCGGUUGUGGCUGCCCCCACCUGUUACAUAAUGGCAUAUUUUAUUCAUUCUAGAGUAUAUAUCAGGUUUCUGUGUUAUUUACAUUGUUUAUUAUUUCAUAUUAGAUGAACUGUGAUAGAUAAAUAAGCUGUAGAGUUGUUGAUAGCAAAAUAUUCAAUUGGUAUUUUGUCCUGUCUCCAGACAAACUCUCGUCCACCACCGACACUGCCCAUACCACUACAUGAAUUACAUAUUUAUUCAUUUUAGAGUAUAUUUAUCAGGUUUCUAUGUUAUUUAUUUAUUUAUUUUUUUUUUUUAACAAGUUGGCCGUCUCCCACCGAGGCAGGGUGACCCAAAAAGAAAGAAAAUCCCCAAAAAGAAAAUACUUUCAUCAUCAUUCAACACUUUCACCUCACUCACACAUUAUCACUGUUUUUGCAGAGGUGCUCAGAACACAACAGUUUAGAAGUAUAUACGUACAGUGGACCCCCGGUUAACGAACUUUUUUCAUUCCAGUAGUAUGUUCAGGUGCCAGUACUGACCGAAUUUUUUCCCAUAAGGAAUAUUGUGAAGUAGAUUAGUCUAUUUCAAACCCCCAAACAUACACGUACAAACGCACUUACAUAAAUACACUUACAUAAUAGGUCGCAUUUGGAGGUGAUCGUUAAGCGGGGGUCCACUGUAUAAAGAAUACACAACAUAUCCCUCCAAACUGCCAAUAUCCCAAACCCCUCCUUUACAGUGCAGGCAUUGUACUUCCCACCUCCAGGACUCAAGUCCGGCUAUAUAAAAUAGCCGGUUUCCCUGAAUCCUUUCACUAAAUAUUACCCUGCUCACACUCUAACAGCUCGUCAGGUCCCAAAUACCAUUCGUCUCCAUUCACUCCUACCUAACACGCUCAUGCACGCCUGCUGGAAAUCCAAGCCCCUCGCCCACAAAACCUCCUUUACCCCGUCCCUCCAACCCUUUCGAGGAUGAUCCCUACUCUGCCUUCCUUCCCCUACAGAUUUAUACGCUCUCCAUAUCAUUCUACUUUGAUCCAUUCUCUCUAAAUGACCAAACCACCUCAACAACCCCUCUUCAGCCCUCUGACUAAUACUUUUAUUAACUCCACACCUUCUCCUAAUUUCCACACUCCGAAUUUUCUGCAUAAUAUUUACACCACACAUUGCCCUUAGACAGGACAUCUCUACUGCCUCCAUCCGCCUCCUCGCUGCAGCAUUUACCACCCAAGCUUCACACCCAUAUAAGAGUGUUGGUACUAUUAUACUUUCAUACAUUCCCUUCUUUGCCUCCAUAGAUAACGUUCUUUGUCUCCACAUAUACCUCAAUGCAUCACUCAUCUUUUUUCCCUCAUCAAUUCUGUGAUUAACCUCAUCCUUCAUAAAUUCAUCCGAUGAUACGUCAACUCCCAAAUAUCUGAAAACAUUCAGUUCUUCCAUACUCCUCCUCCCCAAUUUGAUAUCCAAAUUUUCUUUGUCUAAAUCAUUUGAUACCCUCAUCACCUUACUCUUUUCUAUGUUCACUUUCAACUUUCUACCUUUAUACACACUCCCAAAUUCGUCCACUAACCUCUGCAAUUUUUUUUUAGAAUCACCCAUAAGCACAGUAUCAUCAGCAAAAAGUAACUGUUUCACUUCCCAUUUUGUAUUUGAUUCCCCAUAAUUUAAUCUCACCACUCUCCCGAACACCCUGGCAUUUACUUCUUUUACAACCCCAUCUAUAAAUAUAUUAAACAAUCAUGGUGACAUUACACAUCCCUGUCUAAGACCUACUUUUACCGGGAAGUAGUCUUCCUCUCUUCUACACACCCUAAUCUGAGCCUCACUGUCCUCAUAAAAACUCUUUACAGCAUUUAGUAACUUACCACCUAUUCCAUAUACUACUUGCAACAUCUGCCACAUUGCUUCCCUAUCCACUCAAUCAUAUGCCUUUUCUAAAUCCAUAAAUGCAAUAAAAACUUCCCUACCUUUAUCUAAAUACUGUUCACAUAUAUGCUUCAAUGUAAAUACCUGAUCUACACAUCCCCUACCCACUCUAAAACCUCCUUGCUCAUCCGCAAUCCUACAUUCUGUCUUACCUCUAAUUUAUAUUGUUUAUUAUGUCAUGUUAGAGUUGAUAUUAGGAAAUUUUUGAAGCACAGAAUUCCACUGGAAUGGAUUAAUUGUAUUUCAAUUAAUUUAAAUGAGGAAAAUUGAGUCUGCGAACGAGCAAAUCCAGUUGCGAGCAAGGUCAUGGAACGGAUUAAACUCGCAAGUAGAGGUUCCACUGUAUUCCUAUCUUAUCUAUUGCUAAAUUUACUCCAGUCUUGCUUUUUUUCUUGUGUGUGUGUAUGUGUGGGUAUGUAGGCACUAUCACCAAUUGUUAUCUCCAGCAAAAUUUGAUUACCCAUGGUAACCUUCAGCACUCUCAAUAAACAGUUAAUAUACCAAGCACAUUGAGAGUUUAUGUAGUGUUCAGUUUAUGUACAUAUAGUAAGUUCAUGUUUGUUUGGUAGUGAUGAAGAGCUGUAAAUUUAUUAUUUAGAUUGUUUUGUUUCUCAUCACAGAAUCCAUGUCUAGUACGUGGCAGAGGUUGGUUGGCAGGGAAGGAUGAGGGAUUUGGUUUGCCUUGAGGGGAGGACUGGGGGAUGAAUGGGUGACACCCUUUCUUUCCUCUCCCCAUGCAAUUAUCUGCAACACCCUUCCCCAUACAAUAAUAAACUGAACAGUAAUAUUUGUUUACAUUAUCCUAUGCAAUCAUUAUUUGCAUUUCAUAUAAUAAACUGAAAAGUGAAAUAAAAUAUUAGUUAGUCUUAAGGAUGGGAACAGUGGCCAGUCUGACAGCUUUACAAUGAUCACCUGCUGUGUUUUAAAGUGAGAGAAAAAUGAGUUUUCCAUCAUAUCCAAGUAUUUGUUUUUCAUUUGAUUAUAUGUUGUACUUUAUGUACCUUUUAUUUAAGAAAAUUACCUUUAACCUAGCCUAGUUGAACCUAACAUACACCAACUUGGAGUUUGACCAGGUCUCCCAGGAACCGGCCCAGAUAUCUCUUGAGCCUGACCAGGUCAUCCUGGAGCCUGACCCGGUAUCCUUGAUUGCUAACCAAGCCUCCUAUGAAACUACUGGAUAUUAUAUUAGUAACCUUAUUUGUGGAAUAUGGUUACCAAGUAUGGUUUUGCCCUCAGUAUACCAAAGUAGGAAGCUAAUGUACAGUAGGCCCUCUAUGUAAGGUUUUUAACCUCUCAAAAGUGUUACAUAUGAAUGGGUCAACCCCCCUACAUUUUGCCUAAAAAAUUGAGCUUAACACCUCAUACUAUACUUGAGUAUAUAUGGUAUAUGAUUUCCAGUGGCAGAAAUAAAAGCAUCAUAGCAGCUACCUUUCACAGUAUACAUAGACAUGCAUUAGUGAUAUUGAAAAACGUUCUCUGGUGUAAGAAGUAAGAAGUAGAAUAUUAAAAGAGUUUACCCCUUAGACAAUUUUUGAUACCUCACAAGUAGACCACACUAAAGAAAUUAUUACUGUUUAAAAUAAGAAAAUCAGAUCAGUUUGGUGAACCUGAUUUGUGUUACACUUAGUAUGUGAAUUUUUAUUGCAGAGAAAAUAUAUAUGUAGACUAAAAGGAAUUAUAUAAUUUUUGGGCAAUGUAUUAUUCAGCUGUAUUAUUUUAGCAAUUCACACUGGUCUCACAGUCAGUACAUUUACUGUAUUACAUAAAACAUUAUUAACAAAAUAUCUUUUGGUCAGAAGUGCAAUACAUACAAUGAGCCUUGACAUCCACUGCAUACUAAUUUUUAAGGAGAAAACUUUGAUAUUUGUGAAGAAUUCUCGAUCCAUGGAAUUGGAGAUACUCCUCUCUUUUGAUCAGCCAUGAUUACCAUCUAUUCUUCAAAUGCUGUAUGACCCUUAUGGAUUUAGUAGUCCCUAUGAUAAUAAAUUAAUAACUAGUUCACACAAGCUCAUUUGUGUUAUGGCACUGCUGCAACCUUUCCAAAGUUCUGUGUAAAGAUGUGGAAAAAUAAUUAAACAAAUAAAACAUGCACACAUACAGUAUGUAUAUAAAUAUAUAUACAUAUGGUAUAUGAAUGAUAUUUAUAUAUUUUUUUUUUUAACACUGGUCUGUCUUGAUAUAGCUAUAAGUAGAAUCUUUCAUAAGCAGUUCCUCUGAUAAAAUAUUUAUUAUGGAAUGUAAAUGUUUAAUUUUUCAUACAGAUUUGACUCUAUUAUAAGUGAAACAUGUAAUUCUUCCUCAUUUUGAAAUCAAACAAUCUGAUGAGUAAAUGAUGCUUCCUCAAGCAUAUGCAGAUAGUACAGUACAGUACAAGGAAUGUUAUUUCUCUGAUACUUAGGGGCUUAAGUGCUGUAAAUUUACUGAAUACAGUAUGUAUACUGAAUACAAAAUUCAGAUAACAGUAUCCACUGAUCAGAACAAGCUAAAUUUUCAUAAUUAUUUAUAUACUAAAUUAGGAGAUAUAUAUUUAUCUUUAAUUUAUAAUUUACAGUAUAUCGAUUUAAAAUUAACAUGAAAUUAAAGAUUAAAAUAAAUAA
Cherax quadricarinatus is the source of this 11377-nucleotide messenger RNA. The record is from RefSeq and is a predicted model, not a curated record. NCBI's taxonomy places the organism in Eukaryota, Metazoa, Arthropoda, Malacostraca, Decapoda, Parastacidae.